Molecule: messenger RNA, 2850 nt
Organism: Vidua chalybeata
Lineage: Eukaryota; Metazoa; Chordata; Aves; Passeriformes; Viduidae
Gene: HSD17B2
Product: hydroxysteroid 17-beta dehydrogenase 2
Exons: 5
Coding region: 1-1119 (372 amino acids)
Molecular function (GO): oxidoreductase activity
Source: RefSeq, a predicted model, not a curated record
AUGGAUGCUGCGGCCAGCAGCCCCCUUGGCUGGCUCUGCACACGUGUCACCAGGCUUUUUGGGGUCCCCAUGGCCCAGAGGAGCCCGCUGGGCAAAGCAAAGGUGCUGCUCUGCAGCCUCCUGCCCGCCUUGCUGUGUGUGGCCACGCUGGGGGCUGGCGGGGGGCUGGGGGUGUUUGUGGCCAUGUGCCUGGUGUGCUCCGUGUGCCUGGGGGACAGCGACCUGCUGCCCGUGGGUGACAGAGCCGUGCUCAUCACAGGAAGUGACACUGGGAUUGGACAUGCACUGGCUAAAUACCUGGACAGCUUGGGUUUUGUUGUGUUCGCUGGGGUUUUGAACAAGGAUGGCCCUGGAGCUGAGGAGCUGCGGCGUUCCUGUUCCCAGAGACUCUCAGUCCUGCAGCUGGAUAUCACCAACACCACUCAGGUCAAGGAGGCCUACCUGACAGUCUCAGAGAAGGUGCAAAAUGCAGGGCUCUGGGGUGUCGUGAACAACGCAGGAAUCCUGGGCUUACCUGCUGAUGGGGAGCUACUCCCCAUGAGCACCUACAGGCACUGCAUGGAGGUGAAUUUCUUUGGGGCUGUGGAGGUGUCCAAGACCUUCUUGCCAUUGCUCCGGAAAUCGCAGGGGCGUCUGGUGAACAUAUCCAGCAUGGCAGGAGGCAUUCCACUACCGAGGUACGCUGCGUACGGGGCAUCCAAAGCAGCUCUGUCCAUGUUUUCUGGAGUAAUGAGGCAAGAGCUUUCCAAAUGGGGCAUUAAAGUCAUGGCAAUUCAUCCAUCAGGCUUCAGAACAGGUAUCGAAGGCACAGCAGAGCAGUGGGACAAGCAGGAGAAGGAGCUGAUGGAGAGCCUCUCGGCAGACACCAGGCAGGCCUAUGGAGAGGAAUAUCUCCCGAGGCUGAGGAAUUACCUCCUCCACCUGCCCUCCUACUGUGCCCCCGACCUGUCCCCCGUGCUGGGCUCUGUCCUGCAUGCUCUGCUGGCCAGGAGACCCCAGGGCCUCUACACCCCUGGCAAGGGGGCCUACGUCCUCCUCUGCAUCUUCUGCUGCUUCCCCCUCUGGUUCUACGACUUCUUCAUUAGAAAGGUGCUGAGUGCUGAGUUCCAAGGGAGCUGAGAGCAUCAGGAGAUGAAAACAAGAGCCUCUGAGGUGUCCACUGGCGUUUAUCUCACUGGAUGAGGUAGCUGGGAAGAGCUCUGUACAGACACUGCUGCUUAUUGUGCUGCCUUUGUUAAGUUGCAUUAACAUUAAAUCUUUGUGUUAAGAGUCAUGUUUGGGAAAAGCAGUGGAUAAACAUAAAUAGAAAGGUAUUCCCAGAUGGGACAUUUUUUGAGGAAUUUUAGUGUUUUCCUGUUGUCUUUGUAUCCUGCUUUCUGUGUAAGGUACCUCAUGAAAUUAUAUAGUUCCUGUCUGCUUCUAAAGACAUCACCAACACACAAGAGAUGCAGAAUAUGUUUUGUUAAAGCAAAACAAAAACCCCUAGAGAGUCACCAACCUUAAAUCUUGUAAAAAGUUUAAUAUUUUCCUAUUGUUGAAGAGACUUAAAACUGUGUAAUGCAAGUCUUUUUCUCUAUAACUUCAGCCUAAUAUGUUUGGGGUCUGGUGUUUUUGUUCUGUUGUUGAACCUGAGAAAUGAUUAUCAUUUUCCCCCCAAGUUUUGUAAUGUAUACAUUCAGUUUCAAUGUAUAGUUUUAAAGUUUGUAAUGUGCUCUCUUUGCUAGAAUAAAAAACAUAAAUUGGCUGGGGGUGGGGGAAUGAAUGCAAACAGAUCAAGAUCUUUAUGAAGAAAUGAUAAACAAUUUCCUUCCUACAAUACUAAAAAUAGUCAUAGUGGGUAUAUCAGCUGCUAAUUUAGGUCUGUCUGGGUCAUUCUGUGCAUUGCCUGUAUAUGCCUGUGCUUAUCUAAUUGUUAGUAAACUCUAAUGUCACUUCUGCUUUUUGUACAAUUCCUUACUCAAGUCUGGGUUUACAAAGAAUUCAUGUGAUACCUGAUACCUUCUUGUGUCUCCCUCUGCUUUGGGGGGAGUUUGUGCUCACUUGUCCAAGAUCAGUCAAUCUUCAUGGGGCUUUGCUGGAGUCCAGUGCCCAGCUUCUGAUGGAUUGGGGUCACUCCCCUUCCCUGACUUCAUUCCAGGAGCACCAGGUGCCCUCCCUCCACUCGCCAAUGGCAAGUGGUUGGGCAACUCACCGGUAUUUUUCCUGCCUUUUUGCAUUGUCUGUCACAUCCUUGGGCUUUGAAAGGCUGUGAUACUUUGAAAGAAAUCCUCAUCCCCCCAAGUCCCAUGGUUUGGCCAUGUGUCCUGUCCUUGACAUUUCUUUUCCAGUGAUGAUAAACUGCAAGUGAUCACAUUCUGAGCUUUAAAUGUAGCCACAUUUUUUUUCCUUUCCUUCAUGAGCAACUUCUAACUCUUCUGUCAUAACCCUACUCGUGUGAUGUGCUCUUGCACUCAACUGGACAAAAUCCCUAUUUAAUUUGCAGCUAUGGUAUUUAUUCCUCACUGUCCUAUGUCUGUCACAUCAAUGCCAGGCUCCUGUAGAUGCACAGAGGAUGCUCAGAGGGCUCGGGCCAUCCUUUCAAUCUGUGUUCCAGUGGGGGAACCCUCCUGUCCUGAACACUUUGUCACAAUAGCUGCUUUUGCUACUAAGGUUUAUCACCUGCUGGGUUUGUAUCAGUGCCCUGGUUGCAGAGUUUUGCUUUCCUUGGAGGAAGUGCACUCAGUGUCUUGAACUCAGGAAAUCUGAGACUAUUUCUCUCUCUCUCUUUCCCAAUUUUUUCCUUUAUCUAUUUCCCCUCAUUUUUUAGUAUGUCAACAAAAAUGUGUAAUAAAACAAUAUAAUAUUUAGUAA